Symbiodinium necroappetens is the source of this 4537-nucleotide messenger RNA. The record is from the annotation of a GenBank genome assembly. Lineage: Eukaryota; Dinophyceae; Suessiales; Symbiodiniaceae.
GUUGAUGACGACACCACGCUGGGGGUUCAGCCCAUGUGGCUAUGGAGUGCCUCUGGACCCAGAGUGGCCCAACGUCUUCAAAGGCGAGCUGAGUUUGGCCUUGUUUGGAUUGGCAGGACCUCAGCAGAUUGAGGAGGAGCCCGUGUCGGUGAAAGUGGUGGAAGCAGAGGGUUCAUACCUGUUGACGGAUCGCCUGACGGUCUUGUUAGCGACCCACCUGAGCCGUUACGUCCAGGAGGAGUGGAUGAAGGACUGCCUACAAUGUGUGAUGUCUGGUGCAUUGGGGCUACAGCACCGUCGUGUCAAAUGCCCUACCAUGUACGCUUUGGCCUUUGAUUUGGCGGGGCCGUUCAAAGAGCUAGGCAGGGACGACCGUGGAGGAAAGUACAAGUAUGUUCUUGUUGCGGGUCUGCGAGUUCCGGAAGCUGCUCUGCCAUCACCAAAGCACAGCAAGGGCACGGUAGAGGUUAAGACAAAGGCAUCAGAGGCUCAGGCAGAGAUCCCAGGUGGCAAUGAGCAAGAUGAUGAUGCAGAGUCAGAAGCCAGUUGGCUGAGGGAUCAGCUCGCGCCAACACCCGCAGUGAUGAAGGUCGGUGAUGAUGGUGACUCAUCUCAGGAGGAGGAUGAAUGCUCCGAAGCGGAUUGGUACGAAGCCCCGUUUGUGGACGAUGUUGCUCCCUCAGAGGCCGAAGCCAUUGUAGAAGUUGAUGAUGGGCUUGAAGUUGAGGGCGGGGUUGGUCUGGAUGUUGAUCCUUGGGAGGACACCGGGGGUUUCGGGGAGAUGACAGAUGAGAAGUUUGAUGAAGCCCUCGCAGAGAUGCUGUUCUCAGGUGCCAACAAGGUAUUGAGGUUUGCAGUGCCUUUGAAGGCAAGGAAAGGUCCACUCAUCCUUGCAGGCCUACAGGAAGUUGUCACCGAGUGCAAUCGUCUCGGAUACCCCGUGAAGAUCGUACACACCGACCGUGCUAAGGAGUUGAUGUCCAAGGCCACCAUGGAUUGGCUGCAGUCCAAUCUCAUCCAACCUUCCUUUACUCAGGGAGACGACCCGAAGUCUAAUGGUUUAGCCGAAAGACUAGUAGGUUGGGUGAAGGCUAGAGCGAGGUUGCACUUGGCUUCGUCAGGACUUGGUGUGGAACAGUGGCCGUCGGCAAUGGCCUUUGCGUGUGCAGAGCAUCGUAGUCGCUUGUUGCAAACGGGUGAAAAACUACCUAGGUUUGGACAAAAGGUGAUUUUCAAGAGCAGGCACCCAACAGGCAAGUCCAAGAGGCCAUCUCUACGCUGGGAAAAUGCUGCGUACCUCUGCCCAACACCGCGAACGGAGGGAGGACAUGUGUUGCUUCGUGCAGCUUCGAGCGCAUACCUUGUUGCCAAGAAUGUGCGAUGUGUGGAAGAUAUGGUAGAUCCCGAGGCUGAGUUCGGGAAUGAAGAGGUCGUAGAAGUUGAUCCACCAGAGCCUGGCUUCGACCACUCCCAAGGUGGAUCCCCAACUGUGCCAAGCAGACGUGUGACAGGCAAGAGGGCGGUGCGUUCUGUGCAGUUGGCUUCGGAAGGGUUCGCCGAGAACUUGUUGCAGGAACAGCUUUUUACCUCCGAUCAUUGUGGGCGUCUGCUGCAGCUAGCGUUUGGUGGAGUUGAAGGGGGCACUCGAAGAGAGCAUAGGGGUCCGAUUGGGUUCUCGGUUAUUUUUGGUGCGUAUAGCCACGGUGGCUUGCAAGGAAUAACCAGAGCUAGUCGAAUGUAUCCAAUGGUGUGCCGGUACUUGAACGAGUAUUUGCGCCGAUGCUCCCCCAAUGAGCUUGCUGAAAAUGAGUGGUCGUCCCUCAUGGUUGUGGUUGCAGAUGAGGUUGCUAUGCAUCGUGACGUGAGGAAUGAACCGGGUUCCUUGAAUCAUGUUACGCAACUGACUACAAGAAUGAUGUGGGUUGAAGGUGCUUCUCCUGUGCUCACGGAGUCCGUGCAAAGGGACAAUCAAGGCCGCAGUCAUCAGGGAUAUCUGCUACCCCUGACGCAAGCCACUACUGUGUUUGAUCCUAAGUGCCGCCACGCAGUGCUCCCAGCCACGAAUUGGGUGAUUGCGGGAUACACUCCAUUGGGGUAUAGGUUGCCCGGUUUCCGUGCAAGACCCUACCCUCCACCUCCAGGCAGAGCAGCAAUGAUGGUGAGGUAUGCAAGGAUGACUGGUGAGGAGUGGGCUGAGCUGCGUCAGCUCGAGGAGGAAGAGUUUGAGCGUAGGAUGGGUCGAUGGCAGCGUGUGCUUGGUGGUCAGGAUGAAGACCCAAACAUGAACUCGUUGUCAGCCUCGAUCCCUCAUCAUCUGUUCAUGCAGACGGUGUUCCGACAAAGGAAUUGGCACAGAAACCCAGAGUUGGUUGUACCGGGAGCUCAGGGAGAGCCACGCCUGCUUGCACGUGUCAUGGACUUUGCAGACGAUGGCCCAACGGAAGAGUCUCCGUUCCCUGAUCGCAUGCUCAUGUUUUCGGUGCAUGACGUGAUCCGUGAUGUUCUCGAAAUGGUGAUACUGCGUGUGGAGGCAAGACGUCCGCCUCAGGAGGAGCAACCUCAGGAGGUGAUGAAUCCAAUCCUGCAACCUCCUGGACCGCCGCCUCCAGAAGUCCGCGCAGUGAGAGUUGAAGCAGGAACGCCGAAGGUUCUAGACCCGCCUUUGAGGCUUCCUAUCCCUCUCCCCAAUCCGGCAUUCAUCAGGGUCGUGCCCGAACAACCCGUGCCAGAGGUGAACCACGAGGUACUUGCGUGCAAGGCCGAGGCCACUACGACUAAGGAUUUGGAGGUUCUCUUGAGUCAGCUGCAUGAGCCACUGAGUGUGAUGCACACCGCCUCCCAGGAGGAGGUGAGGGCUAACCUUGAGAAGUGGAGGCCUGCCAUUGAAAAGGCGAAGGCGCUGAUUGAGAAUCCCGACACCACGGUGAUUUCCUUAAAAGGGGUUUUCACAGUGAAGGCCCCAGGAGGACCUGAUGAUGGGUGGUUCAAGCGCAAGUGCAGAUUGGUCGGGCGUGGCAACCAGGCUACACACGUGGACGCAGACUCCUUGUACGCAGCCGGAGCACCAGCGGAAGCGGUGAGAGUAGCCUUGACGCAGGCUUACCACCACAAGUGGGGAGCGUUCACCACCGACAUCAAGUCGGCAUUUACGCAAACGCCGAUACCGCCCUAUGCUGCUCAGCGUUAUUUGUUGCGACCUCCCCGGUGGCUCAUUGAUCUUGGACUGGCGGAACCAGGGGAAUACUUUUCCCUGGGAAUGGUGUUGUACGGCUUCAAAGAAGCCCCGGCUUGGUGGUCGGACCAUCGUGAUGCGAAACUGAAGAAGGCAGUUUUUGCAGGAUGUCACUUGGAGCAAGGAACAGCUGAUUCGUCAGUGUGGAGAAUCAUGAAGGGGAAGGACCUGAAGGGUUACCUGGUGACCUACGUCGACGACUUUCUCGUGCUCAGCGAGAAAGGCACAGCAGAAGCCCUCCAUCAGUGGCUGUUGAACGAAGCCGGUUGGGAGACAGAUGGCCUGAGCGAAGCCAGACCCGGUCAUCCAGUGAGGUUUCUUGGCAUGCAGCUACAUGGCUAUGAGGACGGGCAUUUCAGUUUGGACCAGGAGGCCUACGUUGAUGAGCUGGUGCGAGCCUACAAGCUUGGCGAGGCAAAUCGGUCGAAGAUUGUGUGCCCCAAGGAAAUCCUGAUGCAUGCACCGGAAACAGUGCAGCCGUUUGAUGAGCAAACGGUAAAGUCAGCUCAGAAAGUGGCAGGUGAAUGCCUUUGGUUGGCGCAGCGUUCGCGCAUUGACAUUGCGUUCGCAACAACGGUGCUGUGUUCAAAGGUUUCGAAGGAUCCUCAUGGAGCCAUUGCGAUUGGCCAUCGAGUGAUGGCAUACCUGCAUCACACCAAGGACUUCAAGCUCCACUUGAAGCCAGAACAGUUUCCUACGGUGGACACAUCAUCGAGGGGCCAGUAUUCAAAGGACAAGACAUCUCAAGGUGAGUACCAAAAGGCAGAUCUGUUGACCAAAGCAUUACCCUCAGCACGAAUGCAGUUCCUGUGUCAGCUUUUGCAACUUGGAGGUGAAGAGAGGGAGCAUCAAGGGCAGGUCGACGCCGAUCCGGCAGUGAGGUCUGUGGGUGCUGUGUCACCAUCCUGCUUGGCCUCAAUCGUUGCACUGUUGCAGUUCUGUAACUGCUGUGGUGAGCAUGUGGGAGAAAACUCCGAGGAAAAGGGCCUCCCGAUUGAGUGGCCUUGGGAGUUAGCAUUCCUCACAGUGCUCAUUGUGUUGUCUACGCUUUUCUUGUGGGAAAAAGCCUGUGGGUCACGAGUUCGGCUUAGUGGAGAGGAGCCUCAAGUUCGAGCUGUGACGGUGCACAAGGAAAGGCGAGCAAAGAAGUUACAGAGCAAGGUUGCGGCAGCAAUCGAUUCGGUGAUGAGUGAAAGUCCUACUGGGGACGAAAAUGUCAGCGUCCAGGGUGCAGCUCCGACGUUCCUACCACCCGAGAGGAACCAUUCGGAAGAAGUCCCGAACGUGUUGCUGCAACUCGUGUGA